UUCAAGAAAAAGGGUUCCAUUUCCUCUUCAAUUCCCUCUGAUCUGAUCAAUAAUCUUUUCCGCCUCCAUCUCUUCAAGGUCAGCCAUGGCGUUUUCUCUGUACCGUCUCCAUCUCUUUCUGCUGCCAUUUUUGGCCCUAAUUUAUACGACGGAGUCAAAUCUAAGUAAAGAUUACUACGAGAAAACAUGCCCACAAUUCUCAGACACCAUGGAGAAAAUCAUCGUCGAAAAACAGAUGGCCGCCCCGACCACCGCCGCCGGAAUCCUCCGCGUGUUCUUCCACGACUGCGUCGUGGGCGGCUGCGACGCCACGAUCCUCAUCGCCUCCAACGCCCAAGGCAGCACCGAGCGCGACGCCGAGAUCAACCAAUCCCUCCCCGGCGACGCCUUCGACCUCGUCGUCCGCCUGAAAACCGCGCUGGAACUGGCGUGCCCCGACACCGUCUCCUGCGCCGACAUCCUCGCCGUGGCCACGCGCAACCUUAUCACCAUGGUCGGCGGGCCCCACUACGAAGUCCUGCUCGGCCGGAAAGACGGCCUCGUUUCCCGCGCCUCCGACGUGGAAGGCCACAUCGCCACCCCCUACAUGCCCGUUGACAAACUCAUCGCCAUUUUCGCCUCCAAAAACCUCACCGUCCAAGAACUCGUCACCCUCUCCGGCGCCCACACCAUCGGCUUUUCCCACUGCUCGGAGUUCAGUAAACGCAUCUUCAACUUCAACUCCACCUCCCAGAUCGACCCCACGCUAAACCCAAACUUUGCCCAAGCACUACGAAAACUGUGCGCCAAUUACACGAAAGAAACGGGGAUGUCGGCGUUCAAUGACGUCAUGACGCCGGGGAAAUUCGACAACAUGUAUUACAUCAACCUGCAAAACGGCAUGGGGCUGUUGGCCUCCGACCAGGCGCUGAUCUCCGACGCCAGAACGAAGCCGUACGUCGACCUGUACGCCAAGAACCAGACGGCGUUCUUCGACGCGUUCGCGCGUGCCAUAGAGAAGGUCAGCCUUUAUCAGGUGAAGACCGGAAAAGAUGGCGAGAUCAGGAAGAGAUGCGACGCUUUCAAUAAUGCGAAGCCGACGAUGGCCAGUUAGGCGUUUGUACUUAUUGCGACGAUUUUAAUUUGUAUAUUAUACGACGACGGUCAGAUUCUAUAUAUUCGUGGAAUGGUACGGUGA
Ipomoea nil (Japanese morning glory) is the source of this 1177-nucleotide messenger RNA. Its product is annotated as peroxidase 6-like. Gene Ontology annotation, biological process: response to oxidative stress; hydrogen peroxide catabolic process. NCBI's taxonomy places the organism in Eukaryota, Viridiplantae, Streptophyta, Magnoliopsida, Solanales, Convolvulaceae. The record is from RefSeq and is a predicted model, not a curated record. The coding region runs from base 86 to 1093 and encodes 335 amino acids. The transcript is spliced from 2 exons. Gene Ontology annotation, molecular function: heme binding; peroxidase activity.